CCGUCACAUACGACUGCUGUUCAUCUUUAGCAACAUAAAGCAGUAUACUAAAAAAGAGGUUUUUUUUCUUCUCUUUUUUUUUUUCUCUUUCUAAAAAAUAGAUUUUCAUUAAAAAUUUGUGAUGCCUAAUUACAGUAAAAAAGGGAAUAGAGGAGGCAAUGGUAGAGGUAGAGGCAAUGGUCGAGGGAAUGGCAGAGGCAAUGGUAGAGGAAGAAAUGGUAGAGGUGGAGGAGGCAGAGGCCGUAAUAGAACUCUGAUCCCUACUUCCCUAGGCUAUGUUUACAAGCUAGAAUCUAAUGUGGACGAUUUUGAUGAUGAUUUUAGAAUAUAUGGUCAAUUCGGUAGUGAUGAAGAAAAUUCAGAAACUGAGACAAUGCAAUGCAAAUAUAAAGGAAAAAACAAAAAGAAUAAAAAGAGAAAUAAUCAAGUGAAUCAGCAUUUGCGUAAACCCUUAUAUGAUAACCAAAAUGAAGAUGCCUCUAGAAGUUUUGGCAUAUCAUCUUCUGCUUCCGCAGUAAAUUUUGGUAGUACAAAAGGAAAAUCAAAAUAUUUGAAAAAGGUAUUGUUUACAAGGUCAUCUUCUUCCUUAGAUCUAAGUAAUAAAGAGAUUGAGCAGGAUGAUAUAAAUGAAGAAGAGACUAUUAGUAACAAUUUAUCAAAUUUAUCAUUAAAUGAAAACGAAAAGAGGGCAGCUGAAAAUGAAUUACAGAGCUUAUUAAGCAUAAACAACAAUAAGACUAAGUCUAAGCUUGUAUAUACCGAGACUAUUGAUUAUAGUGAACAAAUAGAAAAUGAUAGUUCAGAAGAAAACAGUGAUUUGGAGGAAAGUGAAUAUGACGAUGAUCAAGAAAGUGACAUAGAUCAUUAUAGUACAGAUAAUGAUUUAUUGGAAGAAGAUAUGCUUAUUAUGAGAGAUUAUAUUGAAAAUAUUGAAAUGGAAGAAGGUGAAGAUUUGAAUGAUCUCCUAACUUGGUCUGUAGAAAAUAAUAUUAAUUUAGAAGAUGACCUUGAUGAAGAAGAAAUAUAUGAUUAUUCUAUGCUUGAUAACCAUCUCCUCUCUUCUUCAUCUGAAGAUGAUCUUAUUGAAGAAGAAGAACAACAUAUUACAAAGAGUAAAAAGAAAAAGGAAAAACAACCUACAAAAGAAAACUCCAAUGUUAAUAAGACACAAAAUAAUGAAUAUAACACAUUGGUUGAUCCUGAGAUAUUCGGACAAACAUUAAAGGCAGCUUUAGCAGAUGUUCCACCUGGAUUAAAGCCUGGUAUGAGAAGAUGGUAUGAAAAGCAGCAACGUAAGGAACUUCGCAAAAAACAAAAACAAGAAGCCAAAAAACAAAGGAAAAAUAAAAACAAAAAUAAAAAAGGAAACAGCAAAUAUCAAGGUGAUAAAGAAGAAUUAACGAAUCAAAUCUUGAAAAUAGACGAGCGUAUUCGUGAAUUUAUUCAAGAUGAAAGUAUUUCAAGUCUUCAAUUUAGUCCUAUGCCUAGUAAAGUUCGGAAGCAAAUUCAUAUCAUUGCAAACUUUUAUAAAGUCAAAUCUCAAAGUUUUGGUGUUGGCGACUCUAGGUGUACUGUUAUCACUAAAACUCAGAACACUUGUAUACCGAAAGAUCGAAGCAAUCUAAAUCGUUAUCUUUUAACUGUACAAUCAAAUAUAAAUGAUAGAAAUAGAAUUGCUGCAAAAUAUCAAACAAAGGAAAAAAUAAGUAAAUAUCAACAAAAGAAUAAUAGUGGUGGAACAAGUAUAGUUCAAAAGAAACAAUCACAAACUCGCAUAUUUCAUGGAACAGUUGUCGCUUCUGAUGCUGCGCCUAUUGAUGAAAAUAAUGUUGGACAUCGAAUGCUUGCAGCUAUGGGAUGGAAACAAGGUGAAGCAUUGGGAUCUAAAGGUGAUGGUAUUAUUGCGCCUAUCGAAGCAAUUAUUCGAGGAAAGAAUAGAGGUCUUGGAACAUAAAAUAAAAAAAAAAAAUUAAUUCCAAAGUUGCUUUCCAAGUUUUCGUUUUUCUGCUUUUGCCACUGCUGCUUCAAUUUUCUUUUCUUCUUU
Cokeromyces recurvatus is the source of this 2044-nucleotide messenger RNA. RefSeq lists its product as uncharacterized. The transcript has 5 exons. The record is from RefSeq and is a predicted model, not a curated record. Lineage: Eukaryota; Fungi; Mucoromycota; Mucoromycetes; Mucorales; Mucoraceae. The coding region runs from base 122 to 1954 and encodes 610 amino acids. Gene Ontology annotation, molecular function: nucleic acid binding.